UUGUAGGUUUUGAGGAAUCAGUGUCUCUGUCUCAGUGCUAGUGUGAGUGUGAGUCCGUGACACACUUAUCCACCUACUUUCAUUUGAGCCACUCUUCUCAGUCCAAAACAGUUUCUCGUUUUCUCAUCUGAAAAAUGAGGAGCAUCUUUGUCCUUCUCCUUGUUCUGGGUUUGUUUAAGUAUGCAUUUGCUGAAGAAGGGUUUUGCUCUGCUCCUUCGGAAUCGAAAUCAAAGCCUCUUUAUUGGAAAGUGGAUAACCCCACUCUCUCACCUAUCCACCUUCAAGAUUUGCCUGGAUUCACACGCAGUGUUUAUAAGAGUAAUCAUGCUUUGGUAUCACCAGAAAGUCAUGUAUAUGGCCCAUUGCCUGAUUGGAUCGACACGUCAGGCGCAUAUUUAAUUUCACCAGAAAUGGGUUCACACUUUGUAAUGUACCUAGCUAAGUUGAAAGAAAAAUCAAAAUCAGGACUACCCCUGCCUGGUGUGGAGAGAUUUAUCUUUGUGCUCCAAGGUGCUGUCACCCUCACUAAUGCUGCUGGUGUUAGCCAACUACUGAAGGUUGAUUCUUAUGCUUAUUUUCCUCCAAAUUUUGAACAUUCAAUUGAAUGUGAUACACCUGCUACUAUUGUGGUAUUUGAACGGAGAUAUUCUCCGCUACCAAAUCAUAUCCCAGAGCCAUUGGUUGGUUCAACUGAUAAGCAGCCACUCCUUGAGACUCCAGGCGAGAUUUUUGAACUGAGGAAGCUAAUUCCAACAUCUUUGGCAUAUGACUUCAAUAUCCACAUAAUGGAUUUUCAACCUGGAGAAUUUCUUAAUGUGAAGGAGGUCCAUUAUAACCAGCAUGGUUUGCUGCUACUGGAAGGGCAAGGCAUUUAUCGUUUGGGUGAUAGUUGGUACCCAGUUCAGGCUGGUGAUGUCAUUUGGAUGGCACCAUUCGUCCCACAAUGGUAUGCUGCCCUGGGAAAAACAAGAACACGUUAUCUUAUAUACAAAGACGCGAACAGAAGCCCACUGUAACCAACGUUGAUGGACUUCAGAUGAAUGAUAUGGAUGAUAGUGACCCCCUUCUAAUGAUGUAAUGAUUUAAAUAAAGUGCUAAAUACAUUUAGAUGGUUGUAUUGGACUAAGAUUUUAAAAGAUUAUUUUUGUUUAAAAAAAUCUUUUGGAUUUUAAAAGAUUUUGUAAUAAUUGUAACGACUUCUAGAGUGCGUUUGGAUGAGAGAAUUUAAAAUUUUGAGAAAUUUUAAAUUUUAAGAA
Glycine soja is the source of this 1256-nucleotide messenger RNA. RefSeq names its product (S)-ureidoglycine aminohydrolase-like. Lineage: Eukaryota; Viridiplantae; Streptophyta; Magnoliopsida; Fabales; Fabaceae. Gene Ontology annotation, molecular function: ureidoglycine aminohydrolase activity. The transcript has 13 exons. The record is from RefSeq and is a predicted model, not a curated record. Bases 135 to 1016 code for a protein of 293 amino acids.